Molecule: messenger RNA, 3559 nt
Organism: Drosophila nasuta
Lineage: Eukaryota; Metazoa; Arthropoda; Insecta; Diptera; Drosophilidae
Gene: Fas1
Product: fasciclin 1 Fas1 domain-containing
Exons: 16
Coding region: 294-2255 (653 amino acids)
Biological process (GO): extracellular matrix organization; cell adhesion
Cellular component (GO): extracellular matrix
Molecular function (GO): cell adhesion molecule binding
Source: RefSeq, a predicted model, not a curated record
UGGGGCCCUAGACUGGUAUGGUGGCUUCAGUGAGACAUUGGCUCUGAUGCUCAUAGUAUAGAUUUUUAGCUACUGCAUCGAGUAUAAAAGAAGUACAAAAAGAAAAAAAGUGGUAUAAUAUUCGUACAAUCGACGGGUGUCGCACACACACACAGACACGCGCGUUCGCACCAAAAACAUCACAGUAACAUAUACUGCCAACCCUCGUAAGUCGCCCCCGAAGCCGCCGUUGCUUUGCGCCGUCAGCAGGCGAAAAAAGAAAGAAACAAGUGCGUGAGUGUGAGUGUUGAAAAAUGUUCGCAAGCCGUCGAGGCGCAUUAGCAGCGCUGCUGCUGCUCUGUUGCUGCUGCUUUGCUCCGAAUGCAGCUGUCGCUGAGUUGGCGGACAAAUUGCGCGAUGAUUCGGAACUGUCACAGGGCACUGCCAAAACGUUCAGGCGCAUUAUGCCAGUUAGGUUCUACAGCCUGCUGGAGCAGAAUCCUGUGGCGAAUGCAACGUUAGCCCUGCGCUCCUGCACAAUCUUUGUGCCGACCAAUGAAGCCUUCCAGCGCUACAAGGGCACUGCGCAGGUUCUCUACCACAUGACCACCGCUGCGUUCAGCCAGAGUCAGCUGAAGACGAGCGUGACGUCGGACAUGGAGGGCAAUCCCUCGCUCUAUAUCACAAAUGGACGCAAUGGCGACAUCUAUGUGAACAAUGCACGCAUUAUUCCAUCGCUCAGUGUUGAGCUCACCAAUCGGGAGGGCAAGCGUCAGGUCAUGCACAUCAUCGACGAAGUGCUGGAACCCCUCACUGCCAAGUCUUCUAGCACAGAUUUGAACAACAUGGAUGCCAUGCAAUUUAUGCGAGUUGCCGAUCAGCUCAACUUGGGCAACAGGACUCUGCGAACGUAUCGCACACAGGUGACAAUGGCAAAGAAGGAAUCUCUCUUCGAGUCGCCUGGAUUCCACACUUUCCUGGUGCCCAUCGACGAGGGCUUUAAGCACUCAACACGCAGCGGUCUAGUGGACGCCAAGGUUAUCGAUGGUCACGUCAUACCGAACACUGUCAUUUUUACUGCCGCCUCAGAGCACGAUGAACCCAAGACUUCGGCUGCUUUUGAGGACCAGAUUAAGGUCACAGUCAGCUUCUUUAAGCAAAAGGACGGCAAGAUGUAUGUGAAAUCGAACACAUUUUUGGGCGACGCCAAGCACAAAGAAGGCGUGGUGCUAGCAGAGAUCGUCAAGGCCAACAUUCCCAUCAAGAAUGGAGUUGUGCAUCUGAUUCACCGUCCGCUGAUGAUCAUCGACACCACCGUCACGCAGUUCUUGCAGGACAACGGUGAGAAUGGAGCUCUGCGUAAGUUCUACGAGGUUAUUAUGGACGCUGGCGGCGGAGUGUUGGAGGGCAUUAAUAACCUGUCAGAAGUGACCAUUUUGGCACCCAGCAACGAGGCUUGGAACAUAUCGUCUAUCGACAAUAUUGUCAGAGAUCGCAAGAAAAUGACCGAUAUUCUAAAUAUGCACAUUAUCAAGGAUCGUUUGAACGUGGAGAAGAUCAGGCAGAAGAAUGCUAAUUUGAUUGCUCAGGUACCCACGGUUAACAACAGGACUUUCCUGUACUUCAACGUUAGAGGCGAAGGCGCAGACACAGUGGUCACCGUUGAAGGAGGCGGCGUCAAUGCCACUGUGCUGCAAGCUGAUGUGGCCCAGACCAAUGGAUUUGUGCACAUCAUUGAUCGAGUGUUGGGUGUGCCACACACCACUGUCCUGGGCAAGCUGCAAACCGAUCCAAUGAUGAGUGAUACCUACCGAAUGGGACAGUUCUCUCACUUCAACGAUCAACUGAAUAACACGCUGCGCCGUUACACUUACUUUGUACCCCGCGACAAGGCUUGGCAGAAGACCGAACUGGAUUAUCCCUCGGCGCACAAGAAGCUAUUCAUGCGCGACUUUUACUAUCACUCUAAGAACCUCUUGGAACGUCAUCUGGUCAUUGCGGAUCAUGCGUACACCAUGAAGGAGCUGGUUCAAAUGUCUCUCACGGACACCGUGGUUCUGCAAACAUUCCGGGACUCGCUUAAGGUCAAGAUCGAGGAGGAAGCUGGACAUCUACAUGAUGAGUAUGCUAGUCACGAAUGGACUGAAUAUGUGAUCUUGUGGAACUACAAGAAGAUCAACGUCUACCGACCGGACGUCGAGUGCACCAAUGGCAUCAUACAUGUCAUCGACGCACCGCUACUGGAAGAGAAAGACAUUGUUGUGAGCGGAGGUUAGAUAUUGUAACUAGCGUGAGUCCCCACUACCAAAACUGCGCGACAAAAGAAAUGUACGCGUACUCGCGUUACACCACAUAUUAUCUGUACUAUAACCUGUAUUAUUCAAGACAUAAAUGCAGUAACUAUCAGCCUAAAUGUACACUACUCGUAUCAACAAAGAAUCACGCCACCUACCUACCAAUCAACCCCAACCACCCCAAUAUGAUAUAAACAUGAAAAAGCAAAACAAAAAUGAAAAUGAAUGAAAAAACAAAAUAGCAAAUUAGAAUUCGGUUAUCGAGUAGCGACAAAUGGUCGAUAACCGAUGAUUGGUGAUCGGUGCUCAAUGCUUUGAUCCCCAUCCAAAUGAUCUUUAUCUUUAGUAGGCGAUGGGUAGUUGCUUGUUUUGUAAUCAGUUUAGUUUUGCCACAAGUGCAGUGCUACAUAUAUUAGCUACAACUAAAACUAAGUAUGUGAAAACGAAUACGCUAAAUGACAAACUAUGAAAUUGUACACGUAAGCUUUAAAAUUUGAUUGGAAUUGUGGGGAGAAUGAAUAUAAUGAAUAUGCUAUAGUCAGUAGUUACACGUUUAACGGGAUCCAUAAAUCGGGGUCCCGACGUGUAGCUAGUGCCUUACUAAAGAUAAACGCAUUACCUUAACCCUUAUACAAAUUUACUCAUCAAAACUAAAGUAAAUAUAACAUCUGAGGGACGAUCCUCGAGUCAACGUUAUAAAUACUAACGAAAUUAAAGAGAUGUUGCAAUAUUUCAGCUUAUACUAUAAAAUGUACACAACAAUUCAAUGAUAUAUUAAGCCACAUGCUAUUUACACCAAAUACAAAUACAUAAAUACAAUACACGAGACGGAUGAAAAACUCCAUAUUCCUCAUUAUAUCUAUUAAAUGUCGCAAGAAAACAAAACUAGAAUAUGUAUAAUGAAAAAAGCUCCAGAUUAGCAUAGAUUAGUAAAGGAUGAUCUGGUUAUAUAUAUUAAAUUAUUGAGUUUCGCAACAAAUAAAAAUAAAUCGAUAUACAUAUAUAUAUAAAUAUUUUUAUGUAAACACCAAGUCGAAACUAUGAUAAACAGCAGUGCAAAACGAAUAUUAUUCCACUUUAUUUUAUGACAAGCGCUUUUUACAAUAAAUGAGAUUCAUUAUAUAUAUAUUCGUAAAUCGCAAGAAUCACUAACUUUGCUUAGUAUUAGUUCAAGAAUUACCAAAUCAAAUGUAUUGGAAAACAACUAAAUGUCAACAACAAUAAGCUUGAGCGAAAUAAUAAAUCUUCUAAAAUAUACACAGUAUAAUAAAAAAACUUAAAACCUA